AGUUCGUUUCAUAUAAAGCGAACUACAUCAUUGGCUCUCUUAUUUAGCUGCAAGGAAACGCGCCCUAUAUGUUCUCGAGGGCUUAAAAUGUUUUGAUUUAUUUACUUCCAUUCAUCAUCAACCGAAAUAACAUUAUUGCCGUUUAAUACCGUAUUUACGUAAAAAUAAUGUAACAAACUUUGGGGAAAUUAUUUUAAAAUAGAUUUGUUAUAAAAUAAAAGUAUUACGAGAGUUGGCAACACGAAAUCGAUUAUUCCGGUAUCGUUUGUUAACGUUGACUAGUCUUCUGCUAGAAAAAAGAUGGAAUGGUUACAAACUUUACGAAUUUCUCGAAUUAUAUCGCGUUUAGAAUCUUUGGGAAGAUUUUUUACAGCUAGGGGAAUAUUUAUUUGCGUUUUGGGAUUUAAUUGGCUCCUGUAUCUAUGGGAAACUUAUUUGUCUGCUAGGCAGUACAGAGUGUACAAGAAUGCCGCUUCGGUGCCUCCCGAGUUGAUCGGAAUCAUGGAUCAGACCACUUUCAACAAGGCUCGUGCCUAUCACUUGGAUACGGCCAAAUUUUCUUUUUUCUGUUCCUUGGUCAAGCAGUUUGUGACCACGGCUGUACUCUUCUUUGAGGUCAAUUAUCACAUAUGGUAUUUGAGUGGAAAAACAAUUGCUCAUUUUGGAUAUGGAUCUGAGUAUGAGAUAACUCAAACUCUAGUUUUUGUGUUCCUGGCAAGUUGUUUGAAUUUGAUAAUAGAUCUUCCUUUCUCGGCUUAUGGCAAUUUUGUCAUUGAAGAACGACAUGGAUUCAAUAAACUGACACCAACAUUCUUCAUUACUGAUAAAUUGAAGAAGUUUUUAGUGAUCAUGAUGAUUGCAUUGCCAGUAUCUGCAUGUGUUGUACAAAUUGUUAAAAUAGGAGGAGAUUAUUUUUUCUUAUAUUUGUGGUUAUUCUCUGUGGCAAUUACUUUGGCAGCAAACUUUCAUAAGUUCAGCAAGUCUUACAAAAAAACUUGGAAAUGUGAAGAUUGCAAAUUAGUGAAAAUUGUUAAGAACAAUGCAAAUUGGACACAGGAACUGGAAGACGACAGAGAACUGGGUUCCAAACGCUCUGCUCAUAGCAAUGCUUUCUUCUAUGGGUUUUAUAAAAACAAAAGAAUUGUUUUGUUUGAUACUCUUAUUAAAGAUUAUGAGUCUAAAGAGGACAAGGAACAUUCUGAUAAGCAGAAUAAAGGUGGUUGUAAUAAUGAUGAAAUUCUUGCCGUAUUGGGUCAUGAAUUGGGACAUUGGAAAUUAAACCAUAAUUUAAAAAAUAUAGCAAUUGCACAAGUUAAUUUGCUGAUAUGUUUUAGUGUUUUUGCACUAUUAUUUAAGAAAAAGGUUCUAUAUGCAGCAUUUGGCUUUCACACCGAACAGCCCAUCAUGAUUGGUUUGCUUAUAAUAAUACUGUACAUUUUAGCUCCUUAUGAUGAGAUACAUUCUUUCUUGAACACUGCACUGAGUCGCCACUUUGAAUACCAAGCCGACGCCUUUGCCAAAUCGAUGAACAAAGCUGCCGAUCUGAGAGGUGCACUGAUAAAGUUAAACAAAGAUAAUCUGGGAUUUCCAUUAAAUGAUUCUUGGUAUUCCACUUGGCAUCACAGUCAUCCCUCACUCCUAGAAAGAAUUAGAGCAUUGGGUAAAAUCGAUUAAAACGUCAACAUGGACUAGAUUUGAAGAAGUGGUAAGAAGCGGUUUUCUCUUCAUCUAGGACCAGAAAUGUUUGUGAACAAUUUGAGAAUAAUGAUUAUUUAGUAAUACUUUUUAAAUAAUGAGAAAUGUUUGAAUUGACAUUCCAUAUUUUCUUAACCAAUAUAAAAUUUUAAUACACUAUAUUAUUCAAAAUUUAGUAUGACAUUUUCCUGUCUUUAAUGAUGUAUAAAUUAAGACAAAAACACAAAAUUAUUUUCUAAAAAAUAUUAAAUUCAGAAAUUAAGAUUAUUUGAAAAAUUCUAAAAGUUUUAAUAAUAAAUUUUGAAUUUCUCUAUCUAAACCCUCAAAGAAUUUUGUCUAUUUACCGUGAGUUAAAACAUUGCCCAAAGAAUGUAUUCAUUUGUCAUCCAAAGUGCCUAAAGUUAAUUGCAUGUUUUAAUUUAUAGUAAUUUAAUCAUUUUAUCAAUUUAAAUCUAUGUAUUGUUUUAUACUAUUAAAACAUAAGCUCAGAAUAAUUUGGUGUAAUAUUUAUAUUGUCCGAGUCAA
Molecule: messenger RNA, 2220 nt
Organism: Centruroides sculpturatus (bark scorpion)
Lineage: Eukaryota; Metazoa; Arthropoda; Arachnida; Scorpiones; Buthidae
Product: CAAX prenyl protease 1 homolog
Exons: 10
Coding region: 301-1674 (457 amino acids)
Biological process (GO): CAAX-box protein processing
Cellular component (GO): endoplasmic reticulum membrane
Molecular function (GO): metalloendopeptidase activity
Source: RefSeq, a predicted model, not a curated record